Messenger RNA from Pelmatolapia mariae (spotted tilapia), 2682 nucleotides. RefSeq names its product solute carrier family 22 member 13-like. Gene Ontology annotation, biological process: transmembrane transport. Gene Ontology annotation, cellular component: membrane. The record is from RefSeq and is a predicted model, not a curated record. The transcript has 15 exons. The coding region runs from base 1 to 2682 and encodes 893 amino acids. Lineage: Eukaryota; Metazoa; Chordata; Actinopteri; Cichliformes; Cichlidae. Gene Ontology annotation, molecular function: transmembrane transporter activity.
AUGACAGACUUUGGAGAGAUUCUAAGGAACAUUGGGGAAUUUGGAUUAUUCCAGAAGGUCACUCUAAUUGCACUUUGCUUUCCAAACUUUGUUCAGCCUUUUCUCUUUGCCAGUUUUGUUUUUAUCCAAUCAGAUCCAGACAGACACUGCAACACAGACUGGAUCCUCAGUGCUGCUCCUAACCUGACCUCAGAGGAGCAGCUCAACCUGACCGUGCCUCGGGAGGAGGAUGGGACCUUCAGCAAGUGUGAGAUGUUUGUCCCAGUGAGCUGGGACAUUGAUACUAUCAGAGAGUACGGACUCAAUGAGACCACAGGGUGCCAGGAUGGGUGGGUGUAUGGGAACAUGCUCUAUAAAGCCACCAUAGUCACUGAUUUUGAUCUAGUGUGUAGCCAGGCCAGCUUGGUGGAAGUGAUUCAAGCAAUGUUCAUGGCUGGAGUUCUUGUUGGUUCCCUCGCAUUUGGACCUUUUGCUGAAUCGUUCGGCCGCAAACGAGCAACUCAGAUUCCAGCAGUUCUGUUGUCUGUAUUCACUGUGACAACAGCUCUCUGUCCCAACGUCUACUUAUAUUUAGUAUCUCUGUUUUUGGUGGGAUUUGGAGCUGGAGGAUAUCGAGUCAACAGCAUCAUACUGUCCACUGAAUGGAUUGGGACGUCCAAAAGAUCAUGGGGAGCUUGCGUGACUCAGCUGUUUAGUGCAAUUGGACAGUGCAUCCUCGCUGGUAUGAUCUAUGGCAUCCGAAACUGGAGACUGGCUCAGCUGAUCACAGCAGUUCCGCUUGCAGUUCUUAUUAUCUACAUAUGGUUUAUUCCAGAGUCAGCCAGGUGGCUGUUAAGCAGAGGCAGAAAAGAAGAAGCCAAACAGCUCAUUGUCAAAGCAGCAGCCAUUAACAAACACCCUGUGUCAGAGACUCUUCUGGACAAGAUUGAAGUGAAUAACACUGUGAAUAAUGGAGGAAUAAAAAUCAUCUUCAGAUCAUCACUGUUGACCAGAUAUUUCUUUGUUAUAAUACUAUCAUGGUUUUCAGUGAACCUUUCUGUCUACAGCCUGUACUUAGACAUGGAAAACUUUGGUUUGAGCAUCUUUUUAAUUCAGCUCCUUUUUGGUGUUUUUUCAAUACCAUCUGUUUUACUGUCCAUGUGGCUGCUGGAGAUUUUUGGGAGGAAAAUAUUAUUCAUAGCAACCCUUCUGAUCGGAGGAGUCUCUUCCAUUCUUAUCCUUGCUGUUCCUGAUGGUUACGCCAUUGCUGUCACAUCUUUAGCUGUUGUGUCUCGUUUUUUCUUGAUAUGGGCUGGCUCUAUUUGUAUGGUCUUUAUGCAGGAGUUGUUUCCAACAUCAGUUAGACAAACAGCCACAGCUUUAGGAUCCAUGUCAGGAAGAUUAGGUGGAUUACUGGCUCCACUGAUGAAAUUGUUGGCCACGUACCACUGGGUCAUACCCAUCACAGUCUUCAGCUGCCUUACCUUGAUAGGUGGAUUUCUCGGCUUCUUGCUUCCCGAAACCAAAAGAAAAGAGCUUCCUGAGACGACUGAAGAGGCUGAGCGCAAUGGACAAGUGUUGUUUGACACACCUGAGUACAACACAGCUUUAAAGACCUGCUGGCACCUUCAAAGCUACAAGACUCAGAUUGCAGUGAUGAUGGCAUUCCUUGGCCUUCAGCAGGAAAAUCAGAUACCACCUCAUAUAACUGCUGAAGAUAUGAUCAACCUUUUAAUGGAGGAGAACAAAAAAACACUGAGAGAGCGACUUUGGGAGUUUGACAUUGAGAAAUUUGAAGAAAAUGAAACCAAAGGUCUUCUGAAACUGGUGUGGGCAGUGAACAUUAUUAAUAAAAUGAAGGACAUUGAGCUACAGGCUCGGCUGCUCCUCAAAUAUCCAGAGGCCAUACCUCCCAAAUUUCAAACGCCUAAACUCCUCAGCAUGUUCAACAAAUACCUUGAGAUCCUUAAAGAGAAGCAGCAGGAAACACAGACCUCCAGACUGCUAAGCCCCCAAGAAGUAGGGAUAGAGGUAGUUCCCAGAGUCCUGCAAGGCUUCUGGGAGCAUCCUCCUUACCCCCUUUUGAACCUGGCAUCUCAGAGUCUGAGCAAGCUCUCCACCUGUGUUACAAAAGCCACUCUGGAUCAAGUCUCCAACACUCCCAGAGCAAUGGAAAGCAAGGCCAUCUUCUCCCGCUCCAUGCGAGAUGACAUGGUCCAAACCAUCUUGGCAGAAAUUAGAGAGAAACACCCAGACGACACUGUGCUCAACAACACUGCAAACCACACUAACCUGCUCACUACAAUCGCUGGUGUAGCAACAAGCCACAUUUGUAAGAUCUUGCAGCCCCAGAUCCCCAAAGAGCCAGUUCAUCACACACGUGCUGCUCAAUGCCCAACAAGAGAUCAGAACGACUUAAACAUUACUGGAACUGAGGAAGAAUCUACAAGUCCAGAAAUUAACGAUGAUAUGGUAACACCAGGUUCUCCAUCAGCCUCUGCUGAAUCUCCAUUUUUGUCUGAGGUUCAAGCCAGUGAGGAACACCCUUCAGAAACAUCAUCCAUGUGUGAACCACUUAUACCAGUUACCAAUACUACAGAGAGCUGUGAAGACCUUAAAACCAAGAAGAAAGAAAAAGGUUUCUUCCAAAAACUCUUCAAAGCUCUGUGCUGUUUCUGUGUCAGUCCCACAGCGACUGACUGA